AUGAAGGCUCUUGGGCUGAGAGCUCUUGCGUUGUUAGGUGUAGGUGAGGGUCGGUUGUACAGUGCCUUGAAUUACAAUGAAUCGAUGAGCAUGCUGAGACAGUUGGAGUUGGGUGGGGAUGUGCUGACGCUCGAAGACGUUAGCCCGCUGGCGCAGAGUAGGUCACAGUGUUUCAUACAGCACUUGUGUUCGAUUAACCCGUUGGUCAAGUUGACGGCGAGCAAGAACUCCCCCGCUGUGCUCUUUUCCGGCACAGUCCACGGUGAUGAGCGACUAGGCAGCGCGAUCACGCUGUACUUGGCGGAAUACCUGACCCAAGAGUAUCGCAAGAACAACACCUACGUACAAUGGCUUCUGGCGAGGAGAGAAGUGCACUUGCUCCCUUUCGCGAACCUCGAUGGCUUCGUCUUCAACCACCGGCAUGACUACCAAACCGAGAAAGCCAUGCAACCUUCCCGGGAUCGCAGACAGGAGGCUGAUCGCAGACAGGAGGAUGAUCGCAGACAGGAGGCCGAUCAGGAGGCGGAUCACAAAUGGAAGAGCUCUCCAAAAAGCUUGAGACUGCCACCCAAAAACUUAAGUCAACCAUGGAGAGACUUGAGUCAGCCACUAGCUGUUGCCGUUGAACCACGCGCAACGUCCCCGCAGCAGGCUCCUUUCUUUGGAGGGAAGGCUUUGGGGACAGAGGGUAGUCAGGGUGGAUUCAUUCAGCGUCUCGAUGCUCUACGAAAAGGCAAGAAGAGAUUGGGGAAUGGAGAGUCAGAACGGAAGCGGGAUGCUCCUCGGGUAAGAGUGGAUCCAAAUCGAGAUUUCCCUUAUCUCAAUCCGGGAUGUCCAAAAUCAGUUUCGGGACAAAUACUAUAUCAAGUGAUUAUGAGUAAACUGUAUGUAGCUGGAAUAACGUUUCAUGGAGGUAUGAGAUCUCUGACAUAUAACUGGGGUGGUCCUAACCAUUUGGAUCGAUUGAAGAAGAGAAGUACAGAAUCCCCAGACGAUGCCAUGCAAAGGUUUAUAGCCAAAGAGUUACAGGAAGCAGCAGGCAUAAUUCCUCUAUCAGACAUCAGGCAUAGAGACUCGGAAUUGCUUAGUUUACUCCAAGCAAAGGACGCCACACAACGGGUACCUACAGAUGUUCUGAUGGCGUAUAAACCGCAUCUUUUCUCCGUUGAUCCAAAUCCGAAUUACGCGUACUUUUAUCCCAUCGCUCCAACAAAUGAUUUGGUCUAUCCUGUGAACGGAAGUGUUGAAGACUGGGCAUAUGGCGGAGGCUGGGAAGAUUCUAUGGCUCGAUCAGGUGGGGAGAUUAUAUCUUGCAAACAACAAGGAUAUGAUAAACAUCUCCGCUUUCCUUUCUUCCUCGUGGAAACUGAUGAUGAUAAAGCUCCACAACCCCAGACGUAUGGCGACCGGGUGGAUGUGAAUUACCUCACAGCCUAUUCAGGACAUAUCCCACGUAAUAUUAGAAUGUGUUUGCGCUUAAUUGAAAUGGUAGAACCUGAGGUUGCCAUGUCAUAUAACAUUAUUAAUCUAGGUCGGACCAAUUCACCGACAAAGGAAAUGCGAAUCAAUUCACCAGUCAUCGGUAAUGGUGAUAUACAGGAUUUAUUGAAGGCCCUUAGACAAGAUCUAAAUAACUCAUUCGAAAUUAUAACUGCUGGCGAAGAACAAGAAAACACCUUACUAUUUCUCAAUCUUUAUUUCACGGGAUGUCAAUCGGUCAGAAAUAUUAAUGUUUAUGUUGGAAUAGACCUGCUGUACAGGGAUAACAAUCAUUAUCUGAAUUUAUGCUCUUCUUUUGGAGGGCUGAAAAUGACGAACUUCCAAAGAUAUAAUGUAAUACUGCACUUGCCUCCUUCGGUCUCCGGUCCUGUACUUGUUUCGGCUGAAUUUGACAAGGAAUGGGGUCAGCAAAUGAAUCCGGAUCCUGCGGAAGUGAUGCCUCAGAGUCAUUUGGUUAAGAUUCGAUUGCAACCGGAUUACGAAGUUGCCGGUAGUGGAGGUGAUUCAAUAUCAUCAAAUGUGACUCAAUUCUAUCCCAGGAUUGUCUUUAAGAAGUCUAAAUGUAAGCUGCACCGCUUCAGAUCUUUAAAUAUUACAGACAGACAGCUCCAUUAG
Messenger RNA from Gregarina niphandrodes, 2115 nucleotides. RefSeq names its product zinc carboxypeptidase. Bases 1 to 2115 code for a protein of 704 amino acids. The transcript is spliced from 3 exons. NCBI's taxonomy places the organism in Eukaryota, Apicomplexa, Conoidasida, Eugregarinorida, Gregarinidae. Gene Ontology annotation, biological process: proteolysis. Gene Ontology annotation, molecular function: metallocarboxypeptidase activity; zinc ion binding. The record is from RefSeq and is a predicted model, not a curated record.